AUGGAGAAUACUUCAGUGCCGAAUUCAACGGCUCUUUUUGAAAACGCAGAGUCGGAUUCAGGCCUGUCUGACACGGCUGGAAACAUAUUCCAGCUGAUUGUGCAGAGCGUCAUUUUCUUAUUCGGCGUGCCUGGUAACUGCCUCAUACUCCGUGUCUACUGGACAAAGACUCUAAAAACCAGUACCCAUGUUUUCAUCAUGGGCUUAGCCUGGGCCGAUCUGGUAGUCUGCGUGCUGGCUGUGCAUCGUAUUUAUGAUAAGGUUGCUGAUAUGGCUGGCUAUGAGGUUCCGCAGUUCACAUUUAUUAUUUGGGCUCUUGAUACAACAGCCAUCGCAACGUCGAUUAUGAUGACCGCUGUGAUCGCAGCGGACCGCUACGACUGCGUAUGCCGGCCACACCGCCGGUUCUUCACCCACAAACGCGGCAAGAUAUCAGCUUUUGCGGCAUUUGUAUUCUCACUGGUCAUCAAUAUUCCUGCCUUCAUACCCACAACCCCUGCCAGCAGGCAGUCAUUGGGCCGUUUGCGGUUGGCAUUCCAGGUCAUUUGCUUCGUCGUGGCGCUCGUGAUGAUCGCCCUGUGUUACGGCAAAGUCUACAUGACCAUCAAGAAACACACCAAAGUCGGCGUCAAAAGUACCACUGGAGAUCGCAGCGUCUCUCGAUUAGCCGACGAAUGGUCGACAAGGCUACAGGAUUCCGUAAUCACAAAUGUGGGACCGAACAUUCCUACCGUCUCUUCCGUGUCGACGUUGAUCAGUAAACCAUGCUCGAGCGCGGUAGCUGAUGGCAGUAGAAUGGCACUAAGCAAGGGACCAUCGAGCCGCGAAAUCGACGAAUCGACCCUUGACGAAAACGGAAUUAGAUUGGCCAGUCACUCACAAGCGACUUUGACCAAACGUGUACUAUUGUUGAAGGAGACAGAAUCCCGUGUUGCGAAUAGGAACAGUGACCCUAGCCAACGCCAAAGUAAUGCAGAACGCGCACCACCAAAGACAAAUGCAGCAGUUUUACAGCGUAAGACAACCAGGAUGCUCUUCAUCACCAGCGUUGUGUUUCUCCUGACCUGGCUACCCUACUGGAUGCGUCUUGCCGCUGUGUUUGCGUCCUACUACGACCCAGUGUUUCGUAUGAUCCUCGAGCAGCUCUCCGUAACUCUCUACGUCAACAAUGCCGUGAACCCACUGAUUUACGGACUUGCCAACAGACGGUUCAGGAAAGACUGCAAGACAAUUCUCAGUAAGAUUAAGCUCUGCUAG
Molecule: messenger RNA, 1257 nt
Organism: Patiria miniata (bat star)
Lineage: Eukaryota; Metazoa; Echinodermata; Asteroidea; Valvatida; Asterinidae
Product: D(2) dopamine receptor-like
Exons: 1
Coding region: 1-1257 (418 amino acids)
Biological process (GO): neuropeptide signaling pathway
Cellular component (GO): membrane
Molecular function (GO): G protein-coupled peptide receptor activity
Source: RefSeq, a predicted model, not a curated record